Molecule: messenger RNA, 1433 nt
Organism: Chenopodium quinoa (quinoa)
Lineage: Eukaryota; Viridiplantae; Streptophyta; Magnoliopsida; Caryophyllales; Amaranthaceae
Product: putative zinc finger protein CONSTANS-LIKE 11
Exons: 4
Coding region: 229-1071 (280 amino acids)
Biological process (GO): regulation of flower development
Cellular component (GO): nucleus
Molecular function (GO): protein binding
Source: RefSeq, a predicted model, not a curated record
CCCACUUUCAAUACAAUUUUGCGGAGUAAUUUUCUUAUAUAAAUUCUCUCUCCUCCUCUUCUUAGUUCUUACCCCCACCUCUUCUUGAAGAAGGAACCAACCCAUUUCCAGAAUCUCUUUUAAGGCUGCUGUUUGUUGCUCUUCUUGUUUACCUCUGCCACUCCCACUUACUCAUACCUUUAUUUCUACUGAUUUUCUGCUUUAAAGUUUUCAUUUUUUGAAGAAAAAAUGUAUGCAGAAACAGGUUUAAUGUAUCCAUAUUUCCAGAAGUUAUCUCAGGAAAUUCAGCCAUUAGAGGAGCUUUGUUGUUACUCUCAAGAACCCACUUCUUCACUGGACAGCAUCAUUACAACCUCUACAAUCUCAGACUAUGAUUUGGGAGGCGAAGGGGAUCUCUUCAAAGCACCCGAGCCCAUAAUUGAAGAGCCAAUUGGGAGCCUCGAUCCUAUGACAGCAGCUAUUGCUAUGAUCUCUUCUGUGGAAGAUUCUGGGCUCAAAGUUAGUGACAUGGAAUCCCUGCAAAAUGAGCAACUUUUGUGUGACGUUUUUGAUGGAUGCCAAAAUGAACUGUUGGAGAAAACUACAUCUAUGGAAACUGCUGUCUCUGAUGUUCUGGACAUCAAAUUUCCUCUCAUGAUGACAAAUGAGGUCCAAACUGAAGAAAACAAAUCACUUCCUGCCUUGCCCUUUUCAAAAAGUGGUAGCUCGGGGUCUUUAAACUCAAUGGAAUGGGUAAGUAGCGCCGCAAUCAGGCCAAAUUUCUUAGAUUUUCCUGAACUGGAUUUUGGAGCUGCUUAUGGGAUGAGGAGGGCAUUCAGUGAAGGAGACAUAAAGACUCUAGCUAAUGGCAAUGUUAGUCUCAUCCAAUCUACACUCCAGCGGCCACUGCUGAUUGGCAGUUGCACUUCUGAAGAUCGCCUGCAGAAGCUUUCCAGAUACAGAAACAAGAGGUCAAGGAGGAACUUUGGCCGGAAAAUCAAGUAUGCCUGCAGGAAGGCUCUAGCUGACAGUCAGCCAAGGAUUCGCGGAAGAUUUGCAAAGACUGAAGAUCCUGAUUGCAAGAAGCAAUGAGUAACAGAACAACAGAUCUUACCGAGCAAAUGUAGGAAAGAACAUAGAGAUAGACGACUUUUGGAAAAUAACAGCCUUAGAAUCGGUAGUGGUCUAAAGGAAUAGCAUCUAUGAAGUAUAUGAUACACCUAUAUAUCAGGGUUUGCCUAAUAAGUGUUAGACCACUAACCCUUGAAAAAAAGGAAAGUAGUAGGUAAUCUUUUAAUUGUUGUGAUAAAUUCCUUUCUAGUUUUAGCAUAAUUAGCUGCUUAGCUUAGAUUUGUACAUAGGGAAUGAAAUAAGGCUUACGAUGCUAAUACCCGGUUACUAUCAGCGUGUAUCAGUGAAUGAAAAUGUCUCUUGUUACUAGCUCUUUUCUGUUA